AUGUGGCGAGCACUACGAGGCAUCGCAUCAGGAUUCGUUCACACAGCGGCAUGGGCCCGCGCGCCUGCAAUGGCGACCAUGCAAGUAUACCCAGUGCGUACGCUCAAGACGACGCCUGUAUGGAAUGUGACUCUGCAACAAGCGAUGCGUGGGGCGCGACGACCACACCGACCACCAGUUAAUCGAGUGCCUGCAUUGGAAGGAUGUCCCUUCGUGAAAGGCGUCUGUACGAAAAUUUUCACGACGAAGCCGAAGAAGCCAAACUCGGCGAUUCGAAAAAUGGCGCGUGUACGGCUGACGAAUGGCCGUACAGUGACGGCGUAUAUUCCUGGUGAAGGACAUAAUCUCCAAGAACACAGUGUGGUCCUUAUGCGAGGCGGCCGUGUGCAAGAUGUACCAGGUGUGCGCUACACACUUGUGCGUGGUGCCCUGGACUUUGGCGGUGUAGUAGGACGGACGACGUCACGGUCCAAGUAUGGCGCAAAGAAACCGAAAGAAACCAUCUAA
Messenger RNA from Malassezia globosa CBS 7966, 507 nucleotides. RefSeq lists its product as uncharacterized. The record is from RefSeq and is a predicted model, not a curated record. NCBI's taxonomy places the organism in Eukaryota, Fungi, Basidiomycota, Malasseziomycetes, Malasseziales, Malasseziaceae. Gene Ontology annotation, cellular component: ribosome; small ribosomal subunit. Gene Ontology annotation, biological process: translation. Gene Ontology annotation, molecular function: structural constituent of ribosome. The coding region runs from base 1 to 507 and encodes 168 amino acids. The transcript has a single exon.